Messenger RNA from Prorocentrum cordatum, 474 nucleotides. NCBI's taxonomy places the organism in Eukaryota, Dinophyceae, Prorocentrales, Prorocentraceae. The record is from the annotation of a GenBank genome assembly.
AACAUCGAGAAGAUACUGCUGCUCGUGGAGAAGCUCGGCUCAAAAAACGCCCAGGAAGCCACCCUGUCCAAGACGAUCAUGUCCGAGCGCGGCAACGUGAUCGCCGAGGCCGCCCUGAAGGCCAUGAAAGUCUGUGCCGACGGCGCUAAAGAGAUGCAGCCUGGACACCUGUCAACGGGCCCCAAAGAGACCCAAAAGGACGCCAUCAUCACGCACCGCCAGCAGGUGACGGACCAGGGGCAGCUGAAGGAUAUCAUGUACCACGCGAAGGCGGCUAAAGCGCUCGACGAGAAGAAAGUCAAACUUGAUCUCGCUGGGCAUUCUGCCGCGAAGCCUGUGGUCACAAGCACAGUGCGUGCUGGUCGACUAUCCGAUGGCCGCCAGAUGUACGGGCAGGCGCCCAAAGGGAGCCUCGAGAGAGACUUUCAGAGCUGGCUCGAGCAGCUGGGAACGAUGGCAGCCCACGACAAUUGA